UAUUCGGUAUAGUACUGUAGAAUAUUGUGGUGGAUCGGAAAAGAUAAUUUCCGAUAAGCAUCAGCAACUUCACCACCUCUCACUGUGGUCACUGGAAGACGACGAUCGGCUAACUGCGACGGAGGUCCAUGGGUCUAGCUGUUAAAUUGGGCUUUCCUCAACCUGCUUAUCCUCUGGUUCUUCCCGCCUCAACUUCCAAAGACAAAAGUAAAAAUUCAACAUUAAUUCAAUCAUCUCCAACAACCCAGAAACCCAAUGGAAGCAAAUUUCCGAGCUUAGUUUUUGUUGAUGAAACUCGGAAAAGGUUUCAAAUUCAACCCUUAAUUGAUAUCCUUUAUGGUUGUGAGGACAUGGGUUCUGUAGGAAAAGUUAAAUCUGUUCAUGGGUUGGUAUUAAAAUCCGAGCUUUCGGACAGGGACUUGCUGGUGGUGUUGAACCAUGUUGCCAAUGCCUAUUCGAAAUGCUUGGAUUUUGACACAGCUCGUCGAGUGUUUGAUGAAAUGCCGCUGAGGAACAUAUUCUCUUGGACAGUCAUGAUUGUUGGGUCGACAGAGAGUGGGUUGUUUCUUGAUGGGUUUAAGUUCUUUUGUGAUAUGGUGGUUAGUGGAAUUUUACCAGACAAGUUUGCGUAUUCAGCGGUUGUGCAGACAUGCAUUGGGUUAGAUUGUAUCGAAUUGGGCGAAAUGGUGCAUGCCCAGGUUGUUGUAAGAGGCUUUGCGUCUGAUACUUUUGUAAGUACAACUCUUCUUAACAUGUAUGCAAAGUUCGGAAUGGUUGAGAAUUCGUGUAGGAUGUUUAAUACCAUGACUGAACAUAAUAAAGUCUCCUGGAAUGCAAUGAUUUCAGGGUUAACAUCAAAUGGCCUUCAUUCUGAAGCAUUUGAUCAAUUUGUAAGAAUGCAGAAAGAAGGAAUUAAACCAAAUUUGUAUACACUCAUCAGUGUCUCGAAAGCAGUCGGGAAGUUAGGUAAUGUUGACAAGAGCAAAAUUGUUCACAGUUAUGCAUCUGGAUUGAGCAUGGAGCCUAGUGUUCUUGUGGGAACUGCUCUUAUCGAUAUGUACUCUAAAUGCAAGUCUGUGUCUGAUGCAAGAUCUGUUUUUGACUUGAAUUUCACCAGUUGUAAAACCAAUCCACCAUGGAAUGCAAUGAUAUCUGGUUAUUCACAGUCAGGUCACAGCCAAGAAGCAUUGGAGCUCUUUGUGAGAAUGUGCGUAAACAAUAUACAACCAGACAAAUACACUUACUGCAGUGUCUUCAAUGCAAUAGCUGCUUUGAAAUGUUUGCGUUUGGGAAAGGAAAUUCAUGGGAUGGUUUUGAAGUCUGGGGUGGAAAUGAAGGUUACAAGCAUCUCCAAUGCAAUUGCCAAUGCAUAUGCCAAAUGUGGGUUGCUCAAAGACGUACAGAAGGUCUUUGACAGGAUAGAAGAGAGAGAUUUAGUGUCUUGGACAACACUGGUGACUGCUUGUUCACAAUGUUUUGAAUGGGAGGAUGCACUGAUAGUCUUCUCAAAGUUGAGAGAAGAAGGCUUUACACCGAACGAGUUUACCAUUUCUAGUGUGCUUGUUGCAUGUGCCAGCCUUUGUUUCCUGGAGUAUGGUCAGCAAGUCCAUGGCCUCCUUUGCAAGGCUGGCUUGGACUCGGAAAAGUGUAUAGAAAGUGCUCUAAUUGAUAUGUAUGCCAAGUGCGGUAAUAUAGACGAGGCGCAAGAGGUCUUUGAGAGGAUUUCUGAACCAGAUACAGUGUCGUGGACUGCUAUUAUAUCAGGCUAUGCUCAACAUGGGCUUGUGGAGGAUGCUCUUGAACUCUUUAAGAGAAUGGAGCAGAUGGGUGUGAAGGCCAAUGAUGUGACGCUAUUGUGUGUUCUGUUUGCAUGCAGCCACCGUGGUAUGGUAGAUGAAGGCCACUAUCUUUUUCAUCAAAUGGAAAAAUCAUAUGGGGUGGUGCCAAAGAUGGAACAUUAUGCUUGUAUUGUUGAUCUCUUAGGUCGUGUAGGCCGUCUUAAUGAUGCAAUGGAGUUCAUAGAAAGAAUGCCAAUUGAGCCCGACGAAAUGGUUUGGCAGACUUUGUUGGGAGCAUGUAGGGUACAUGAAAAUGUUGAGUUGGGGGAGAUUGCAGCUGAGAAGAUUCUUUCGGUUACACCAGAAUCCUCAGCUACCUAUGUUCUUCUGUACAACACCUAUAUCAGGACAGGGAGUUAUGAAGAUGGACUUAGUCUGAGAGAUGUGAUGAAAGACCGAGGCGUGAAAAAGGAACCAGGUUGUAGUUGGAUUUCUGUGAAUGGUAGAAUCCACAAAUUUUAUGCAGGGGAUCAACGACAUCCAGAAAAGCAUGAUAUUUAUGCAAAUUUAGAAGAGCUGAGAGCGAAGCUUAAAUCCAUGGGUUACAUUCCAGAUUUGCGUAAUGUAUUGCAAGAUGUGAAUUUGGUAGAAAAAAGGGGGAUGCAUGGAUGAGCUUGCUGAAUAGAAAAGAUUAAUGUCAACAAUUUGUUCAAUAUUUCUUGUAUAACCAUGUCAAGUAGGGGGACAAAAUGUUCAGGUCUGGUGUAUAUGAUCAACAUAAAGAGAAGUGGCAGCAUCUAAGAGUAAAUGAAUCUUUGGAUGAUAAAACUCCAAGGGCGGAACUGCCAUGUACAUUCGAUAGCAUCAAGGUACAUACAGGCUACAGAUGAGAAACCCACAAAGUUCAUGUUGCCACAUUGGUUCAAUGAACUUGUGAAAGAAUGUUGAUCUCAUUGACUGACAACAAAAUAUCAUUGUGCAAUCGACUCUGGUGGAUUUUUGGCUUCUUUGAUCACAGAGUUUUUUCGGGCACAUGCGGUGUUCUCAAGAGGCUGUGUAUAGGGUGAAGUGGCAGAAUUGACUUGAGUUCAUUAUUAAGGACCCUGGGGCUCACAACUAUUCAACAACACCCACCGAUACAAAGGUAUUGAACUGUAUGGCUGCACCGGAUUUCAUACUCCGUGUUAAGAGGUGCAGGGGAAGAGGGUAUGAAACCGUUACAUGCAAGUCUUUCUCCCAACUUUGAGGAAAACCAAGUGGAAAUCCUAUUCUGAAGUCAGGCUAUUCAACUCAUCGUGUUUUGGGUUUCCACACAUUCUGAUUGAUAUAGUGAGGUCACUAAUCAGCUUUGUUUUAUGUAAUGAGCUGAUGAAAGGAUGUUGGCUACUUUUCCUAAAGUGUGUUAAAUGGGGAUGGGACAUAUUUUGUCUACACUAUACAUUUACUGAAGGAAUUCACAUCACAUAUCAUUGCGGGUUCAAUCAUUCAUAAUCCAUGUUCAAAAUUCUGUGCCUUGUCCAGUAUAUCUAGAGGAUAUAAGGCUUUUUAACUGAAUAAAAGCAAGGAAAGUGUACACUUCCUUUCACUCAAUAAAUCUUAUUGUUUUGGAGUUU
Molecule: messenger RNA, 3391 nt
Organism: Malus domestica (apple)
Lineage: Eukaryota; Viridiplantae; Streptophyta; Magnoliopsida; Rosales; Rosaceae
Product: pentatricopeptide repeat-containing protein At2g13600-like
Molecular function (GO): protein binding
Source: RefSeq, a predicted model, not a curated record